Molecule: messenger RNA, 9878 nt
Organism: Schistosoma guineensis
Lineage: Eukaryota; Metazoa; Platyhelminthes; Trematoda; Strigeidida; Schistosomatidae
Source: the annotation of a GenBank genome assembly
GUACUUGCCUAUUGAAUGAGCAUUUUUCAAAGGCAAUGAAUGUUUGGCUUGAGUUAUGUUUCGAAGGCACAGGCCUAGUGAUACUAGCGCAGUUAAGUCUAGGAAAAAGUUUCUAAGCGAAAAAGAAAGUACUCAUAAAAUAAAGCACUUGAAGAUUCUGAUAGAUACCCUACCAGAUGAUGAACUUCAACCAUUUUUCGUUGAGAAUUCGUCCCUAAUAUUCCUAGUGUUUAGUGAUUGUUUCUUCAGUUUAGAGUGGGAUGUCAAAUUAAAGGGAAGCAGUAAUUGCAUUAAAGAUUUGGAGGUAGUGCUUACAGUAUUUGAGAAAGUACUGUUAUUGUUGCCGGAACAUAUCCACCAAAGAUGGCAGCAUAACUGUAUCAUUGAAGUAAUUGAAGAUCUCCUGUACGAAAAGAAUGCGCUCAAUAUCCGUAAAAGGGGAAUCAGGCUAUUUUUAAUAUGGUAUCAAAUACUUGGCUUAAAUGCGACAUCUGUCUGCCACAGACUUUUCUACAAUCUGGUCCCUGAAUUUGGCUCACUUAUUGCAGAAUAUCAAAAGCGUGAAAAAUGUGAUCAGCUCAAGCACAAUCAUCUUCAGGCUAGAAAAUUCUCGACAGAUACACGUGGGCAAGUGAUGCAAGAGUCAAGAUCCUCGAAUGUUGUUGCCCCGCGCGAACGCGUCGCACUCCUAACUGCCGCUGCUCUAGGAGAGGAUGAAUCGUCUGACGAUAAAUCCCUAGUCCUGCUUCGGGCACUUCUGCGUUUCCUUGUCUCAGAAUCCUUCAAGGUUGAGUGGUCGCAACUUCGGUAUGAGCAGCAUUUAAUGCAGCUAUGGUUUCUGUUCGAAAAGUUAAAACAUUCGUACCUCCCCGUUAUUUUUCCAUGUUUAUCUCCUUUAUACUCAAUAUAUUCGCCCUCGAUCUCAUCCCAAGCGAACAACACUGUCCCAUUAACUUCAAAUAUUUUACAGGAUUACCCAAUCCAUCCAUCACGUCUUUCCUACUAUCAGUUAGAAUUCGCCUGCUGGUUGGCAACUUUUGUAUAUACUGGUCCACGGGAAUCAAGUCAUGCUAUCUCUUCAGACGGUGGCUUCGAUUCAAAUUUUACUACCCAUGGUUCUGUAUUUGGUACUACUGGCCCAUCUUUUAACCUGGCUGGCAGUUUCCCAUGGGAUACACAUGGUGAUCCAAACGACUUUCUUCUUUCUCGACAUUUCCGCUCAUUCAUAGGUUGUCCUGGUCAUGGUGAAUUCGAAUCUGGAUCAUAUUCAAAGGUUAACAGUUACUCCAAACUUUCGAGUUCCCCACCCGUUCAAGCAUCAGUUUAUCUACGAAAUGGCGACGAGAACUUUGUCCAGGAACCAACUAACCAGGCUGCGCCAAACCUCUCUCCUAAACCAAACAGUUAUCUACUCAAAGAUACUGUUGUAAUUCCUUCCACUGUUCAAACAUCUCCACUUCCACAAAAAUUUAUUUUCACUGAACUAUUUUUCAAUUACGAUGAAAAAGUCGUUUCUAUGGUUCAUGAAGUGUUAUAUGGAUGUAGACAAAAUAUUGAUUUGGUACAGGAUAUUUUACAUCAGGCAUUGCUACUUCCAUUGGAAUGUCACAAAGCUCUUUUCUUUAUCGUUACAGUUUAUGGUUCGUGGUUGGAAAACAAACACAAUCGCCCAAUUUUUAUGCAAGCUUUAGAUAGUCCAAUGAAAUGUAUUAAUCCGCCAGUGAAACCACAAGUAAACGCAUCUUCAACAGAACACAGUCAAAUGUUUAAAACGAAUGGCCGUAUGAAUGAUCCUAAACAAAUUCAACAGUCGCAAAUUGAAGAUUGUCCUAUUGAUGUGACUAUAUCUACGGAUGAUGUUGGCGUCAAUGAUCCAGAAGAAUUAAAAGGUUGUUUACAGAAUACAAUUCAGAUUAUGCUGGAAAAUAUGGCCAAUAUAUUUUAUGCCAGUAGUUUAAAUCCUAACUUAUCGGAAUCACAAAAUACAAACAGAAUCAGUACAACUGGAACAGAUUAUACAAAAUAUCAAAUUGAUUUAUGCCGUUUAGUGUUACAGAUUUUUCAAUUUGCUAGUAACAGUAAUGAGUUAACUUCAGAGACCUGGUCUAAAUUAUUGUCCAUCCUAAUGGAUAUCAUGCGCAAAACAAUGAUUAAUACUUCGCCAAAUAAUGUUCAGAAUUACAAAUGGUUAUCAAACAAUAAACUUACACAGAAUCUUUUUCAGACUUUAAAUGGUGCUUUAUUGCGUGCAUCUCUAUUUUCUACAAUAUCUUCAGAGUCAUGGGACCAGUGUUUAAAUGUUUACUCUCAGUUAAGUCACUGGCCAUCACUGAUAAUCGAAUGGAAAAAAGUUAUGCGAAUGUUAACAUGUACAAUGUCUAAAUUGGUAUAUGGUGUAGAUUUGUCAGAUUUACCUCAAGAAAAGAAAGGACCUCGAAUUAAGCGUUUAGCAGGUUCUACUAAUCCAGCUACUAGAACUCGACCGAAAUCAUUGACUGAAGCAGCGUUGAAUUAUCAUAAUGACAAUACUAUUAUUACUACUACUACUAAUAUUACUGCUACUACUACUACUGCUACUACUGCUUAUAAUAGCAGUAGUUUAGCAACCGUUUUAUCAUCACCUCCUGCGCCUUAUGCUAGUGCAUUAUCGGUUUUAAGUAUUCAUCAAAAUUCACUCGACGAUGAUAAUUUGGCGUUAAAUACUGACUCCAUUGAACUACAUAUAUCAUCACAGGAGAAUUCACAAAAACAGUUUGCUACGUAUAAUGAACUGAAAGCAUCAAGAAAUGAUAAUAAUACCAGGCCAUGCAUUGAAAAGUGGACUUUUGACCCUGGAUCCUCUGAAAACUAUGCAUUGGAUAAUAAUAGUAAUGGUAAUGUAGUGCAUAGCUAUAUCUCUUCUAAUGUAUCUUCAAUUAAUGGCACUCAUGAUGAGUCGAAUUCACAGGUGUUAAGUAAUGAUUUAACAGAGGUAUAUGGUAAUCAUGCUCUGCAUAGUUCACGGUCUAUUUCUCAUGAAUUAUCAAAUCAAAAUGAAUCAAAGCGAUUUAAUGUGACCGUUAAAAGUGAAAUAUCGAUAUCAGAAAGUAGACGUAUGUCAUCUGUAAGACGUGCAACAAGUGAAAUCACGCUGGAAGUUGUUAAGUUUGAUCUCGAUUCACCUCAGAGUCCAGUGACAACUUAUUUCGAUGAAAGUAUUGAUGUAGGUACUUCAAAUAUUCCUAGAUCAUGUGAUAUACUAAGUGAUGAACAUUCCACGUUAGAACCAAAUCGCAAAGAUACAUUGACUACUGUACCUUCACGAGUAGCUUCCACUACUAAUGAGACUUCAAAAUUACCUUCAACUGCAUCAAACGAUCAACUCGACGCAGCAGAUCUACCUCGCUGUAUUCUUGCUGGUGGCUCAGCUCUUGGAUGGACUCAUGAAUCAGUUGUUAUUUGUUGGCGUCGAUUUUUAGGUAUCCUAGGCAGUCUUCAUAAAAUUAUUAACCCAACAACAAUGAAUGAUAUAUUCAACUAUUUAAAUGAAAUGACUUCAUGUCUUUUAAAAAUUAGAGCAUAUCAAAGUGUUCCUUCUGUAACCGAGACGUGUGUACAACCAAUUCCACAAUUUGUACCACCUGUGAAUUUUAUUGCACCAAUAUUAUUUAAUACAAUGAGUCUUUCUGAAGAAUUUAUAGAAGCUAAAAGAAUUGCUAUACGUACACUAUGUGAUAUAGUUAUACGUUCUCAUGAUGGAUGUCCUGACCCAGAAUUAAUUGCUCAUUUUUACCAUCUUAUUCAUCAAAUAAGCGUCGCAAAACAAGAGAACUAUGUCUUCGAAGUUAUCCGGUCAUGUAAUAUGCGUUUAUUUGGGUCUUCACUUCCAUCUACACACUUACUCAUACUAGAUUUCUUAAGCGAUGUCAAUAUUGUUUUAUCAAAUCCUAACUGUGGCACGGAAAUUCCACGUUCUGAAGCGAUAUCCAUUAUAUUAUCCCUACUAUGUUAUCCUUAUCAUUUUAAUCAUCUUGAAUCAAUCGAUCCGAUGUCAAUGAAAGCUAAAACUAUUUUGUGUAUAGAUUUAACAUCAAAAUUGGUUCGCAGUUUAAUACAAGCUGUCUUGUCAGAUCCGUCUGGAGAGGUUCGAUGCCUGGCUAUUACUGGUCUAUCAAUUUAUUGUGUCAUUGAACUGGUGAAUUCAUUUUCAAAGGAAUCAGGAACUGUAUCAUCUGUCAGUUUUACAUCAAUGGACAAUUUGUUUUUCGAAUCUAUCAUAAUUUUAUUGGGAAUGAUGCGGUUUCAAAAUAGGGCUGUAUCUAUCGUUGCAGUUGAGAUGAUCAAUACGCUCGCUGAAUAUUGUCAUCUUCUGCUAUAUCGUGAUGCGAAAUUACCCUCCCUAGUGUUGUUGUCACUUGCAUGGACUUUAUAUUCUACAUGGGACAAUACAAAUCUUGACAGUAUGUCAUUAACUGAUAAACAGUUCUUUCAUUGUCUUAUUCAAUCAGUUAUCGAAUGGUCUAUCCGUAUACCGUAUGAUCAAUUAAUAAAGAAUUUUGAAAAUAAAUCAGAAUUAAAAUUAUUACCGGCAUCGAAUUUAUUAGAUACAAUAAUUGAAGUGUUAUGCUUCAUUAUAUCGAAUAAUACAAAUUCACAAACUUUAAUGAAUUCAGUACAAAAUUCCAAUUAUCCUCAAUCUAAAUACUUAUCAAGUACUAACUUUACAGAUCCUUUAGGAGAAUACAUUAAUAUAUAUAAACAGUCAAUUGAUAUUAAUUUAUUCAAUGCUCCAAAAUCUGACCUAGAUCUAUCCACAAUGACAGCAAAGUCUUGGAUUGUAGCUAACGCAGAGAAUAGUAUGAUUCUAUAUCAUUAUAAUGAUGAUAUGAAUAGUGCAAUGGAGUCAGUACGACUAGCAGCACGAAUGGCAAUGAGUCAUUUACUCAAUCAUAUAGACCAGUUUCCAAUGUCGAAACAAUGUGUACAACUGAAUACAUCCAUACAAGAACGUCAUGAUCAGUUAUCCCAUAGUAUAUCAUCUGCUCAAAAACAAUUCACUACUAACAAUCAUAAUAAUAUGGAUGAUUUAUCCGAAUUAACAGCGGAGAUUUUUGAACGAAAUAAUUUACAAAUAUUUGUGUUAGAUCGUUCAAUUAUAUUGACAUUCCUAUCAUUACCCAUUGUGAAACUGCCUGACCAAUCGAGAAAUAUCAAUGAUAAUUUAUUACCUACUACAGUUAGUAGUGAUAAGGACAAUACUGAACUACAAGUACUCGAAUUCAACAAUUCCACCUAUUCUUAUCUACCAUUAUCAUGUUUAAAUUCUAACGAUGUCGAAGUGGAUUCAUCAAAGUCUAGUUUGGUAACAGAUAAAUUCUAUACAAGAAUUAUUACACGUGAUCUAUCUGGUAAAUAUAGUUGGGAUGUCUCUUAUUUAUAUGCUAGUCUAGUUGAUAUGAAAGAAAAACAGGAAACUCAACAAUUGAAUGAACUUACAAAUACUAAUUUACGACUGGUUGAUUCUGAUAAUUCGAAUUCACACUUGAUUACACGCGAUCCACCACCAUGUCCUCCUCCAAGAGUAAAUCCGCCCCCACUGACAACUAACGGGUUAACACUAAAUACCAUUGAUCAACUCGAUCGGCUAAGUGACGUUCUAAGAGAUUUGGCAAUAACUAGUCCAGAAUGUUCAAUUAACUGGUGCACAUCAAAGCUAUGUGAAUAUGAAAAUUCGAAAAAUAUUUCUGAUAAAGAAAAAACUGCUUGUUUGAAUAUGGAGAAAGUGACAUGUGAUCAGAUUACUGCUCAAUAUCAAAUAGAUGAGAAUGUGAAUCAUCGAAAGUUACCAGAUUUAGAUGUAUUAUCACUAUAUAACUCUCAUAUAUCUUUACCAAAAACUGGUUAUAGAAAUUCUCUGAAGUAUACAAUACGUUCAUUGAUCAAUGAUAAGAAAAUAAAUGUUCAAGAAUUAGAAUCAAUGAAACAAAAUACUUUACAAUUUUAUAAUUCGCGUCAUUUAUUAAAUCAACUAGGUUAUUUAUCUUGGAAGCAUAGACCUACCGUUGAAUUAUUACAAAUAUCUCCAGCUCUUAUACGUGAAUUAAAACAUUUGGAUCAUCUUGGAUCGCGCGAAACUCAUAAACUUGCUAUAUUCUAUGUUGGAGCAGGACAAGAAGAUAAACAGUCUAUUUUAUCAAAUCAAACGGCUAGUUUAGAAUUUGAAAAUUUUGUAGCUGGUCUUGGCUGGGAGGUUGAUUUACUUAAACAUAAAGGAUUUCGUGGUGGGUUGGAAUGUAGUGGACGUGCUGGUUUAUCCACACCAUAUUAUGCAACAUCUACUUUAGAAGUUAUUUUUCAUGUUUCAACAAGAAUGCCUUCAUCUACUCAAGAAGAUUUAAAGUAUAAACAUUUGGGAAACGAUGAAAUUAUGAUUAUAUGGAAUGAGAAUUCACGUGCUUUUAGACGAAGUAUAUUACGUACACAAUUCGGCGAUGUAUUAAUCAUUAUUUCACCUUUACUUAAUGGACUGUUUAAAGUUGAAGUACGACGUGAAGCCCAGGUUGGUUUAUUUGGACCAAUUGUGGAAAAUGCUAUUUUAACUGCAAAUGUUCUACCAGGUCUAGUCCGUGCUACAGCUAUUAAUGCUAGUCGUGCUGUUCAAGCUACUAAACCGGGAUAUCGUCAUCCAUAUGAGGAUCGUGCUUCAAGUCUACGACAAAUAAUAUCCAAGUAUACAUUGUCAACAUGCUUUGAAGAAUACGCUGAAUCGAUACUUUUGCCAAAUUCAAAAAGUGGUAACUUUUUUGUACUUUUAUAGUAAACACUGUAAUUAUCUUUUAUUUCAUUGCCUACGUGUCCUAUGUUUCCAUGGGAAUCCAUAUUUCUGUAUAUGUAUUGUUGAAUUGUGUUUACUUCCAUUGUUUCCUAAACAUGUACGUUUUUAUGUGUAUGAGCCUAUCUCUUUCUAUAUUAAUAGAUAUCCAUAUAAACAUUUCUUCAUAUAUAAGCUAACAAUAUUGUUCUUAGCGAGAUCUUCAUCAGGCUUUAUUCUAGUAUACAAUGAUAUUUACAUGGAUAUAUGAAAAUAUUAAACUAGUCUAGGCAGUUUAUAGAGUUAGUGAUAAUAAUGAUAUAGAUUGCAUUACUGUAUAAUAUAGUACAAAGUGAUGAGGAUCUUAUUAAAUGUGACAUUGCUUGCUUGUAUAUGUUCUAAUUUACAAUAUACCACUGAACCCAGUAUUCCACCAUAUAUAUAAUGGAUGGCAGUAGAGUAUACGAUGCAUGUUUCACAAACUAGUUCAUCUGAUAAAUUUGUAUCUCAAUGCUAAUGCAUUAAAACUUAUAAUGAAAUUCCCUAUCGAGGCAGGUAGGUUAAAUUAAACAUAUGCUAACAAAAAUCAAUUAAAAUUUUAUAUUGAACACCCUUAUGAAAAGAUAAUUUUCCUUUUUAAGUUUGAUAUACUUGUGGACUGUUGUGUAGAACUGCUUGUAAAUUAGUUUGCAUUGAGAUUCCACAGGUCUUAUCCCAACUGUAAACAAUGACAUGAAGGUAUAGUUAAGCUAUUAUACUAAAACUUAUUUCCAAACGAUAAAAUCGGUAUAAGAUGAGUUUAUGAUAGGUGAUUUUCACUGGGUUUAUGUAACGUUCUAUUAAAAUAGAAUGUGGCUAGUGGUGGAAUCUAGGACGCGCGUUUCAUCCUGUUUGGGACUCGUCAGCUGGAUGUAUUAACAUUAAAACAAUAAACAUGGUUGUUUGUAACAUGAAGCAUGAAGUUUUUUAUUAGUAUAUUUUCUAACACAGUCAUAGUGAGGCUUCUCGUCGUCACUUAUUCACGUUUACUCAAAGGGUCGUAUCAAGAAAGCUAUAUUCAUCGUUCUUAACUGUGUCAACUUGCUGAAAUCAAAUCAUAAGUCACUUGAAUAAAUGCGUACAUGUAAACCUGAUUCCGAGAUAAGUCAUAUAAUAUAUGUAAGGAUCUCCAUGAAAAAUGAUAUUGAUUCCACUUGUAUUUAACUAUUAGUUACCGUGGAAGUAGAAAAUUGUAUUUUUUUUUAGACAAAUUGAUCAAAUGAAAUAUAUCAAUGAUUUGUGUGGCGCAUAUAUAUUUGGUGCCUCCUUGUAUCAAUGUUUAUGUGUUUAAAUAAAUAAAAUUCUACAAUGACAAUCAGUAUUUCUUGUUAAUUUCAUCUAAUCAUAAUAUUUAUAUUAAUCCCUUUUGUUUAAUUCAUACAUUUGCUUUUACUGGUAUAAAUUUUAAUGCAACAACAUCCUCUUUUCAUCUGUUUACUCCAUUAGUUGAAACCAUUUAGCUUCAUCCUAUGUAAGAAUUAAAUUCUUUAUGUAUGCAACUCGUACAAGCUAGGUUUUUUUUGCUUUAUUUUAGUGUAUGUUUAGACUUUUCAUAAAUUCUUGAAUAGGCCGCUUCAUUUAUUUAAAUAAAUAUCUGUUGAUUGUUUGCCAAUAGCGUGCAUGUAUUAAUGAUCAUCAUUUAUUCCCUUCCAUCAAUAUUGUUGUAACUAUCAAUUUUUUGUCUGUUCAAGCGUAAAUCUAUUGAAUUUCUCUGCAUAUUUCAAUUGCUUCUUAUUGAUCUGUAGGGUCAAUUAUGUCAUUGGAACAAGUAAUUACUCGCCUGCAUGAGGAAAUAAAACGUUAAACUCCUACUAUCAUAAUUACUUCUAUUCUAAGUAAAUUUAGUGAGUGUGCACAGUUUCGUUUUCGUCAAUGGUCUACUUAUUCAUCAUUAUGUAAUGUAGCCGUAAUCGUGGUCUCUGUUAGCUUAGUGUUAUUCUGUUUAUUUUUCCAACUACUUUUCACAUAUACUUGCAUCUUGUUUUGUUUAUUUAUCAUGGGUUUGGUUAGUUUACACUUGUGUUUAGAAGCAAUUUAGUCUUUUUUCUUACUGUUAUGUUAUAAUUGCUACUAUAUUUGUGAUUAUUUCUGCUUUCAUUUUGCUGUAAAUUUGUGUUGUUUCUUGGUUCGUGUUUUUUUUGCAUGUACUCUGUCGUUGUCGCCAUCAUCAUCUUUGUUAUUUUUAUUGUUGUUUGUAUUGUUUGCUUAGCUGUGUAAUUUUGAUGGUUUGAAAUUGUUUAACUUUUUCCCAACUUAUCAAUUAAGUCAAUCACUUUGUUUUCACUCUUUUUCAGUGCACCGCAAUCAAUCAAAUUUAUCGUUCAGUCGAGGUGUAGUCAAUAAAUCAGGCGGCGUAAAAUUUUCUUCUGUUUCUCCCACUACACAAGAAACUUAUCAUAGUUAUUCGCAAAACUCAGCUUCUGAUCUUGCUCCUAAUGAUAUAACUAAUAAUAAUAAUGCUCUAAAAUACACUGAUGAUGUUGCACAAACACCUAGUGUCCGACAGAGACAACAAACUGUUUCUUCAUAUCGUGCAACAAGUGCACAUUCAAGAACAUCAUCAGUGACCCGUGCUAAAAGCAUGUUUUCGCGGCAUCAUAUUGAUAAUGUAAACACUAAACCUAUUUCUGUCAUUUCUCAACCUUCAUUGAAAACCGAUUCUGCAACACUUCAUCACCAUAACGAAACUCCCGAUAUGUAUAAAGCAAAUGUGUUUAAUUCAGUACCUAGUCCACGAUUGUUUCGAGGAUUAAGAUCUCGUCAACAUAGUGGCUCUAAUAAAAUAAAUUAAACAAAACAUGUCCUUCAUCAUAUAGCCUGUUUGUGACUUGUUUAUCAUAUCAGCAAAUUUUUAUCGUUUUUUUAUUUUUUAUACUUUCUGAUCACUUGUGUGUAACAACUAUUAAAAGAACCUUUUCUUUUGUUUCAUCACGUGAAAGAUUUUACAUUUGAUGCUCUUUGUCACAGUUUUAUGGUUUUCUUAUUCUACGUACGAUAGUUAUCGACACUUACAAUAUUUGUAAUGGUGUAUAUAAUGUUGUUUUCUUUG